CAACAACCACACAACAUCACCAUCCUCUCCCUGCAUUUGCAUACACCCAUCUCCUCGAUUCACGCGGCCAUAGUAGCCACACGCAUCAUGGACGCCGAACCCUCCCAGCCUUCUGUCGUGGUCGCCUCGGCGACCUCGUCUGGCCUCUCUGUCAACCUUCACCCGCUCGCCAUUCUCAACAUCUCGGACCACUACACGCGCUCGACGAUCACGUCAAGCGAUUCGUCCCUGAAGCUCAUUGGCGCACUGCUCGGUUCGCAGACCGGCCGCGAGGUCUCGGUCGUCAACUCGUUCGAGCUCAUCUACACCCUCGACUCGGACGGCGGCACUCCCAAGGUCGACGAGGAGUUCCUCGCUAUGCGCAAGGAUCAGUUCAACCAGGUCUUCCCCACUCAGUCGAUCGUGGGCUGGUACACCGUUGGCGUCGCGCCGACACCUCAAGACGUCCAUAUCCACAAUCAGCUUGCCAACAUCAUUGAGCCGUCACCGGCGGCGCUGGUCAUCUUCAACCCAGCCAUUCCCCAAGGCACCAAGCAGCUUCCCUUCACCGUCUUCGAGUCCCUCGGCGACGGCGGAGAGAGCGAGCGCGAGGGCAAGUUUGUGCAGGUUGACUAUGGAAUCGAGACUGGCGAGGCGGAGCGCAUUGCGGUCGAUGGCGUGGCCAAGGAGAGCGGCGGAGACACCGACCCAACGGGCCAGAUUGCAACCCUGACGACGCAACGCAAUGCCAUUGCCAUGCUCCAGGAGCGUGUUGCUGUCAUUGUACAGUACAUCUCGGGCGUCCUGAAUGGAACGGCGACAGUCGACCACAGCAUUCUGCGCCAGAUCUCGUCGCUGGUCGCCACCCUCCCUGUCAUGGAUGCAGAGCAGUUUAAGGAGGAGCUGAAGACGGAGUACAACGACGCGCAGCUCACCACCUACCUGACAACUCUGCUUGGCCAGCUGGAAGCCCUGGUGGACUACUCGGACAAGCACUUUGCUCUCCACCCUGGAGGCCCAUCUGGCGAGGGUGACUUUGGAGGUGUCCGCGGCAAGGGUUUCAUGCCUACCCCCGGUCCGCCGCCGCUCGACUACCGCUGGCUGCAUACCGGGACCAAACAACUCGACCUGCCGACCGAGCCGAUCGCCACCGUCGAGACGGCGUACAAGCCGUUCUCGCCGCUCGAGAACGACCGCAUCGAGGCAGCGUGGCAAGAUUAUCCGCAGUCGCUCAAAAGAAAGGCGCUGGACGCUUGGGGUGUCUGCGACGGCGAAUGGAGCCAGAAGAGCAAGGAGACCAAGGCCAAGGAAGUCAAGGAACCAAAAGACGUCAAGGACACGAAAGACGCGGUGGCAAAGAAGGCCGAGAAGGGCGGCAAGACUGACGACGCGAAGAAGGCUGCCUCAAAAGCCGCAUCGACCAAAGACGUCUCCAAGGAACGCCUCGACGCGUACCAGGCCGUCAUCGAGAAGGCGUACUUGGACCACUCCAAGUUUGACGUUGUGGAAGGUGUUCCUGUCAGCCAGGACUCGCUCUUCGAGGUCAGCUUGUCGACACUCUCGCUCCACCCAGUCUACUGGAGACAGUAUGGGCCCCGCAUCCCCGUCAUCAGGGGCACCUGGUUUGUCGGUGAUGGAGCGCGCCCCUGUACUUGGGACCUCGCUGCCGAGCUCGAGAAGGGAUUCCAAGAGAUCAAGCCCUGGCAGCCGUCGUACAAGGAAGAGCUGGCGACUGCUCUUGCCGUCGGCGCCUCGGGAGAAGAGAAGCUCAUGCACAAGCUUCCAGCCCGUUUCGGUAGUGGUCUAGGCGUCAUCUUCGAGGACGAGAACAAGUGCCGAGUCAUUGCCUCGGGAACGUUCAACUACCUUUCGCGUCAGCUGUGGUCGUCUGUUGGCGCCAGGCCUGGGGGUGUGUACUUCCACCGUGGCUACACGGCUGCAUUGGCGGCCAAGGAGGCCGCAAAGUCGGGUGACAAGAGCGAUAAGGCUACGUCGCAGCCAAGCUCUGGUGCAGCGACUCCCAAGGAACCCAAGGACGACACCAAGUCCAAGACCGAGGCCAAGGGUGCCAAGCCGUCGAGCAGCAAGGACAGCCAGCGCAAGGCGUCCCGCGAUAACAGCGCCGCCGCCAACGAAGGCAUCCAGGAUGUCCUUAACAAGGUCAAGAAGGACUGGGAAGGGAAGCGCAAGGCCUUUGAAGAGCAAGCUGCUCCAGUGAUCCACGCGAGCAACGACGACAAGCCCUGCACCGAUCUGAUUCUUCUUAUCCACGGCAUUGGCCAAGAUCUCGCGAAGGAGUACGAGGGGUUCAACUUUAUCUAUGCAAGCAACCAGCUCCGCCGGGUCCUGCGCAAGCAGUCCGGCGACCCAGCAAUCGCGUCGGUCAUGCGCGAUGGUCGCUUCCAGGUCCUCCCUGUCCAGUGGAGGGCCAACCUCAACCUCAACAGCAGCGACACGGGUGAUGGUGUCGAGUCUGAGCGCGACAACGUCUUCACCAUCGCCGACAUCACGAUCAAGUCGUCGAUCCCGUAUGUCCGCGAUGUCACCAACUCGGUGCUGCUCGACAUCCCGCUGUUCAUGUCGCACCACCGCCAGCAGAUGAUUGAAGCUGUUUGUGCCCAGGCAAACCGGACAUACAGGCUGUGGAUGGCCCGUAACCCAGGCUUUGAGAAGUACGGCAGGGUCCACAUUGUGGCACACUCGCUUGGCUCAGCCCUCGCCGGCCACAUCCUGUCGACACAGCCGACUACUGUUCCCCGGCUGUCUCUUGUCCCCAAGGACGAUCGUGACGAGGUCAAGGACCGCUUCCUCUUCAACACGUCAAACUUGUUUUUGGCGGGCAGUCCACUCAGCGUAUUCCUACAGUUGGAGCAGGCUCACUUGAUUCCCCGCGGCGGGCGAUUGAACACAAGGCACUCUCGCCCAGACGAAGUGAUAACGCAAGCCGGCAAGUUUGGGUGCCUGUCUGUUGAUUCCCUCUACAAUAUCUUCUACCCCACCGACCCAGUGGCUUAUGCCAUGAACGCGGCAGUCGACGUGGCUGUUGCCAAGACGCGUCCGCCUUUACCCAUCCCAUCUGUCGCUGGGUCUUUCCUCCCGCCACUGCCGUCCAUGCCGUCUCUGCCGGCUCUGCCGGCUCUUCCUCAGCUCCCUCAACUGCCAGAUGUGUCCAAGUAUAUCCCCAGCUACUUUAGCAGUGGGGACAAGAAGCCAAAGGUUGAGGCGAUUGAUGCGCCCACCGAGAUUGAGCUCUCCGGUGGCCCAGCCGAGAUCGAGUCGAAGGGCGAGAGGCGCUUUGCGGACCUCAACCCCCAUGGCAGUAUCGACUUCUCCCUCCCCUCUGCGAGUGUCAACGGCUACCUGGACAUGAUCACGUCCCACGGCAGCUACUGGUCUGAUCAGAACUUUGGAGCGUUCCUUCUCGCCGAGACAUUCACGACGCCUGCGGACCGCGCACGCACGGGGGCGGCGAGCACCGACAAGGCCAAUUAGUCGCG
Vanrija pseudolonga is the source of this 3476-nucleotide messenger RNA. Its product is annotated as putative phospholipasec. NCBI's taxonomy places the organism in Eukaryota, Fungi, Basidiomycota, Tremellomycetes, Trichosporonales, Trichosporonaceae. The record is from RefSeq and is a predicted model, not a curated record. Gene Ontology annotation, biological process: protein deneddylation. Gene Ontology annotation, cellular component: cytoplasm; COP9 signalosome. Gene Ontology annotation, molecular function: metallopeptidase activity; protein binding; glycerophospholipase activity. The transcript is spliced from 17 exons. The coding region runs from base 88 to 3471 and encodes 1127 amino acids.